Messenger RNA from [Candida] anglica, 726 nucleotides. The record is from the annotation of a GenBank genome assembly. Lineage: Eukaryota; Fungi; Ascomycota; Pichiomycetes; Serinales; Debaryomycetaceae.
AUGCCACCAAAGGGAUGGAGAAAAAAUGCUGAGGGAAAUUACCCACAUCAAAAGAAUCUGGAUGUUACAUCAAUAGAUGAGAUACUUUUUCCUCGUGCAACAGUUCAGAAAUUAGCAAAGGGGAUUUUAAACUCCACUGAUGAAACCGAAGCUAACGUCAUAAUGGCUAGAGAUUCCGUGUUGGCACUCCAAAGAUCAGCCACGGUAUUUGUAUCCCAUUUAUUAUUCCAUGCUCGUCAAAUUUCUAAAACUGAUGAUCGGAAAACAAUCAAUGUUCAAGAUAUACUAUAUGGAAUAGAACGGGCUGAUUUCCCAGGAUUUCUCCCUGAAGUCAAGCAAAAACUUGGAACUUUUGAACAACAAAGACAAAACAAGAAGACCAGGAAAAUUGUAACACAAGAAGCAAACGGAGAUGAACAAGAACCGUCAGUUAAAAGAGCAAAGGACAACGAUUCGAAUGCAUUGGAAAGAGGAGAUGAAGAUGAAGAAGAAGAUGAAGAAGUUGAAGAAGUGGAGGAAAUUGAAGUCGAAGAACCAGAAAAGAAUGGAGAUGACGACUUACCAGUUGUAGACGAAGACGAAGUUGAGGAAGAAGAAGAUGAGGCAAUUAGAACACAGAAUCCAAUUUCACUCUUGGAAAGAGAAGAAAAGGAACUUCAAGGUGACAAUGAGAGUGAGACCAAUGAAGUGGAAAAUGAAGAUGAUGAAGAGGAAGAAGAAGAAUGA